Carcharodon carcharias (great white shark) is the source of this 2436-nucleotide messenger RNA. RefSeq names its product CLN8 transmembrane ER and ERGIC protein (gene cln8). Gene Ontology annotation, cellular component: endoplasmic reticulum; membrane. NCBI's taxonomy places the organism in Eukaryota, Metazoa, Chordata, Chondrichthyes, Lamniformes, Lamnidae. Gene Ontology annotation, biological process: lipid homeostasis. The coding region runs from base 355 to 1233 and encodes 292 amino acids. The transcript has 4 exons. The record is from RefSeq and is a predicted model, not a curated record.
CGUCAGGCGAUAGGGUCACGUGACUGGCUGGGCUCGCUCCAUCGGCUGCGGGGAGAGUCUGAGAUUGAGAGGCUGUUUAUCCAUAGAAUGACUCAAAAUUGAAAGGAGAGACUUGAAAUGGCAAAUCACUACAGCCUAGAAAAGGAUCUCCUACAGCAAAAAGGGUUUUUAAAACUUACAUGAACACCUUCAUGUGGUGACUUGUAGUUGUCCAGAGCCUUUGCGAUACUGUAAACUUGGAUGGACUUUUCAUCAGGCACUUCGGAUGUGGAGACAAACUUUGCUUUUGCUGGUUGAAUUUUCUUGACCAGACAACCAAAAAUUAAUUGGCUACAAUACAAACUUCAAUUAAAUAUGAUCGCUUCAGUUGACAAAAUUAAUUCCUUUCACAAGGUUGACACUUCAGAAAGCCUUUUUGACAUGAACUAUUCUUCUUGGAAUGUCCGUUGCACUGUGAUUGCUGCUGGUUUUCUAUUCUAUUUUGUAAUAUUCAUUCUUUCACAUGGGUUAAGCCUUAUAUUAUCUGUGACCUACUGCUCUUUGCCAGCAAAGGAGAAAGUCUUCUGGAAUCUCGCUGUCACUCGUGGUGUUUUUGGAAUCCAGGGCAUGGUUGCGGGUCUUUGGGCUCUCCUUAAAGAUUCAGAAUUGUAUGCUGAUAAAAUACUAGCUCAACAGGACUGGUCUUGGUUCAAUAUCUUAACAGCAUUUGGCUUCUUUGUGUUGGAGAAUGCAGCUUUUCAUGGGUCCAAUGUAGUUUUCAGAACAUUUGACAUGGCACUGGCUAUCCAUCACUUUUUUGCCAUUUCUGGUUUUGCCACCAAUUUGAUAUGGGACAAUGCAGGCCACUAUUUGCCCAUGAUGAUACUAUUGUUGGAGAUGAGCACUCCAUUCACUUGCAUUUCUUGGAUCCUGUUGAAGGCUGGUUUUGCACAUAUCCUGCUCUGGAAAUUAAACCAGUGGCUCAUGAUCCACAUGUUUCACUGUCGUAUGAUCCUCACCUAUCACAUAUGGUGGGUGUGCUGGCAGAAUUUGGACAGAAUAAAGCUGCAUGUACCAGUCCCACAGGCAGUGUUGUUCUUUUCUGGACUUUUCCUCCUGACCUUCAUAAUCAACCCUCAUUGGACACGUAAGAAAACAUUGCAACUUUUGAACCCAGUUGACUGGAACUUUACAAAGGAGAUCAGCGGGAGGGCAAAUGGUGAAACAAACAAGGUUUUGAAGAAAACAACGUGACUUGAAAUAUAAUGUGGGGGAAAUGUUAAACCCCAAACAUGCAAAAUUAUAUUCCUAACAUGCUAAACUACAUAAAUCUACUCAGUGAGGUUAGCUGCCCUGUAUCCCUGGGUAUUGAAUUUGAUAUCUAACAUGUAUUUGUUUAUCAUUUCCCGUCAGAACUUGACCUUUUUAUACAAGCAAGCUUGUGCAAUAAGUGACACAUACCAAAUGUAGAUAAGUCAAAACAGGAACUUGGCAAACUUAUUCAACAACUGCUCUUGAGAAUUUAGUUAACGAUAGACUUUUAGCAUUAAAGUAAGUAAUGCUUUUCUAAAAGUUCAAUAUUUUUUUUUAAAAACGUUGUAAGAUGGUAAUAAAUUUCCCUAACUAAAUAAGUAAAUAUCUGAAUAACUUCAAUGCGUUUGGGAGUAAAUGGAUACUUUAAUUCAUCAUUGGAAUCUUUCAAGACUACUGGCUAUUUUCUACAUGAAAAAGUUUGAUAAUGAUACAUCAUGUAUUUGUACCUGUAGCUCAAAGAUUGAAGCAGCAAUAAUUUGCUUUAAUCAUGUAAUAAUUCUGUCAGAUGUAAACACGCUUUUACACUUCAGUAUUUUCAUGAUGCCACUGUUGUGGGACAGUUGAAUCUUUUUUACAUUCUUAACAUUGCUAUCAGCAGUGGCUUGGUUGGCAGCACUGUUGCCUCUUGAGUCAGAAGGCUCUGGGUUCAAGACUCACUCCAAGACUUAAGCACAAAAAUCAAGGCUGACACUCCAGUAUAGUACUGAGCAGUAGAGAUAUCCAUGGUAGCUUGGCCAGAAUUUAUCCCUCAACCAACAACACAAAGCAGACUGUUAUCAAAGUACUGUUGUGGAACCUUGCUGUGUGUAAACUGAUAGCUAUAUUAUAACAGUGACUAAUCAUGAUUGGCUGUAAAGAAUUUUGGAAUGGCCUAUGGUCAUGAAAGAUGCUUAUAUAAAAGUGUCUUUAUUCAUUUUAAUACAGUAUUCAGUCUUAAACUUAAGUGUUCGUCCAUCUGUUAAAGUUCUAGGUUUGUGUAAUAAUUGACUUUCUGGGAUGCAUUGAUCCUUAUGAAACCCAUUUUUAUAUAUUACUGGGUGGAAAAUCCUACCAGAAUUGCACAAGAUUUGGCAGAAGAUGCAAAUCAACCAUGUUUUAUUUAAUAACUAUAAACAUUUCUUAACUUAUUUCAGAGAAGCUAUC